UGUGUUUCUGACUUUCUGACGGCCACUGAGGUGUGUAUGUGUGUGUGUGUGUGUGUGUGUGUGUUUCAGUCAGGAGCUCGCUUUAAAGAUGUCACACACACGCUGAUUCACACUCGGAUGGAAAUGAAAGCAGAGUAAAAUGGGAAUCCUGACGGUUUGGCCGUCUGGCGUGGGCCAGACCGGAUGAGCCUGAGAUCAGACCCAGUGAACGCUUUUCUGGAGUAUCGCUGAAGAGGACCUGUGGCCCAGGUUCACACCGCACUCGACAGAGUGGAGCUUCCUCACCCAUGGAGAAUUACUUCCAGGCUGAGGCCUUUAACCUGGACAAAGUGCUGGACGAGUUCGAGCAGAACGAAGAUGAGACGGACACCCCUGCACUCAGCGACGCCAAGUGGACGCAGAUUCUCGCUCCACCAGCUCACCUUUUGUCCCUGAACCCUGCCUUGACUCACGCCGAGCUCAGUCCACGUGACAGCCAACUCAGCUUCAAGCCUCUUCUAGAACCUUUGAGUAGUGGGAGCUCUUCUGUGGUAGAGGUAACAGUGCCUGAUGUGAAACAAGAACCAGAAUCGUGGAGCGAGGAGAGGCCAGUGGAUAUCCACAGUCCUCCUUUGCUCCAGCCCAACAUCGGGAAGCUGGUCAGCACUGACGGUCAAGCCCUGGACUCUCCUUCUGCCUACUCCUCUAGGCCGACGAUUGAGAACGGAUGUCCGUCCAAACUAGACUGCAGUGGAGUAAGUGAGGUUCCUGAGUCGGAGCAUGAUCUGAGUCCUCCCUCAACGGAUUUAUCUAGUAUCCCAGACUUGAGUGCUGGAGAACAAAGCCAACAGCGCAUUGAUGUUCCUGAUCAGGUCGAUUCAUGCUUGAAGGAUAUUUGUUGUUUGAAUCCCCAGGAAGGCCUUGAUCGAGCAGAGUCGGGCUUGAACAAUGGUGCGUUGUCGGGUGAAAUGGCGUCUGAGGGCAUCGAGGAAAUUGGUGGAACGGACUAUCAUCUUGCUUUACCAAAGGGGGACAGUUCUGAGAAAGGAGAGUAUGUUCUGGAAGGUCUUGGUAGUGGCACUCAGGAACUUGCAGUCAACCAAGAGUGUGACCCUACAAGCACUGUUCCAAAUGGUACCGUCAAGAUCAAAAGCCUUGAACACGACAACUUGUUCUCAAAAGAAAAAGAAACAAAGAGACAGAAUUUGGAUGUUGCAUCCCCACAGGAUGGGAGAUCUCAUUCCAAUGGCCUGGUUGAAGAAGGCGAAGGAGAACAACCAAGCCAUCCCCCUCCAUCCCUUUUAAAGGAAGACUCAAUAACCGAGGAGAAGGAGAUGGAGGAGAGCAAACAGGAAUGCUCAGAGUCCAGCCGAGGCCCCGAGUCGAGCUCCAAACUCAACAACGGUCGAGUACAACUGGUCAGCGUUCCUUACGGUGGUGCAAGACCCAAACAGCCCGUCAACCUAAAGCUGCAGAUCCCUCGAUCUUUCCCAGAUCAAGUCCAAAACGAACUUGGCCCCACUGGCAGGAAUAAGAACCUGGAGGCCCAGUGCAGGUCAGGCGGCCUCGAGUCGACGUGUGGGGGAACGGAAUCUAGGGUUGCUCAAAUCAAUGGAGAGAGCGGAGAUGGUUCCACAGGCUUGCACACGCCCUCUGAGAACCCUGACAACGAUCUCCAGGCAGGACAGCAGGGCACGCUUGCGAGGAAACCCUUCAGCUCGCUCGGGGAAGUGGCUCCAGUGUGGGUGCCAGACUCUCAAGCACCCAUCUGCAUGAAAUGCGAGGUCAAGUUCACGUUUACGAAGAGACGGCACCACUGUCGGGCCUGUGGCAAGGUCUUCUGUGCCGCAUGCUGCAGUCUAAAGUGCAGGCUGAUGUACAUGGACAGGAAGGAGGCGCGCGUCUGUGUGACGUGUCAUCACACCUUAACCAACGCUCAGGCGUGGGAGAGCGCGGGGAACGGCUCCGGUCAGAGUCCGAACCCCAACAAUCCGGCGGAGUACUGCUCCACCAUCCCCCCUCUGCAGCAGGCCCAGGCAUCCGGCGCCCUCAGCUCUCCGCCUCCCACCGUCAUGGUGCCCGUCGGGGUCCUCAAACAGCCGGGCAAUGAGGGUUCACUGUCUCGUGAGCAGAGAAGAGUCUGGUUCGCUGAUGGUCUUUUACCCAAUGGAGAAACCACAGACUCCUCCAAAGAACCUGCUCCGAACCCGAAUGCAUCCCCGUCCCAACCCCCGACCGUGUCCCAGGUCUCCAACAAAUCCACAACCAGCACUCGUGAGGCGGCCCGCGCCCCCGGAGCUCCAGUGGGAAGCUCGGUCAGUCUGAUCCCAGAGGACGGACUUCCUCCCAUCCUCAUCUCCACUGGAGUUAAAGGAGGUACGGGAGGCCACAUCGCAGAUUACGCGGUGGAGGAAAAGCCCUCGGAGGUCCUGCUCCUUCAGCAGCUUGAGGAAGGAGGUCCCGAGCCGCUGGUGUUUGUGCUGAACGCUAACCUGCUCGCCAUGGUGAAGCUCGUCAACUACGUAAACAGGAAGUGCUGGUAUGUGAUGUCGAAGGGCAUGCACGCGGUGGGCCAGGCCGAGGUGGUGGUGCUGCUGCAGUGCCUCCCCGACGAGAAGAGCAUCCCGAAAGACAUCUUCAGCCAUUUUGUGCAGCUUUAUCAGGAAGCUCUGGCAGGAAACGUGCUGAGCCACCUGAGCCACUCGUUCUUCACGCAGAGUUUCCUGGGCAGUAAGGAGCACGGCGGGUUCCUCUACAUCACCCCGACCUUCCAGUCGCUCCAGGACCUCCUGCUGCCCAACCCGCCCUUCCUGUUCGGGAUCCUGGUGCAGAAGUGGGAGACGCCGUGGGCGAAGGUGUUCCCCAUCCGCCUCAUGCUGCGGCUCGGGGCCGAGUACCGCUUUUAUCCGUGUCCGCUGUUCAGCGUGCGCUUCAGGAAGCCUCUGUUUGGAGAAACCGGUCACACCAUCAUCAACCUGCUGGCGGACUUCAGGAACUAUCAGUACACCCUGCCUGUGGUCCGAGGUCUGGUGGUGGACAUGGAAGUGAGAAAAACCUGCAUCAAAAUCCCCAGCAACCGCUAUAACGAGCUCAUGAAGGCCAUGAACAAGUCGAACGAGCACGUGCUGGCGAUGGGGGCGUGUUUUAACGAGCGGGCCGACUCGCACCUGGUGUGUGUGCAGAAUGACGACGGGAACUACCAGACGCAGGCCAUCAGCAUCCACCACCAACCUCGCAAAGUAACGGGAGCGAGUUUCUUCGUCUUCAGUGGAGCUCUGAAAGCCUCGUCUGGGUUUUUGGCCAAGACCAGCAUCGUUGAAGACGGCGUGAUGGUGCAGAUCACAGCAGAGAUGAUGGAGGCGCUGCGUCAGUCUCUAAGAGAGAUGAAGGAUUUUACCAUCGUGUGUGGAAAAGCCGAUCAGGAGGAGACGCAGGAGAACGUCUACAUCCAGUGGACAGAGGACGACCUGAACUUCAACAAGGGAGUGAUCAGUCCGAUCGAUGGAAAAUCCAUGGAGUCUAUAACGAGCGUAAAGAUUUUCCAUGGAUCUGAGUACAAAGCCAACGGGAAGGUCAUCCGCUGGACCGAGGUGUUUUUCCUCCAGAGUGAGGACCAGCCUAACGGGGACCCCGCGGAUCACAGCCGCCUGACGGAGAACGUCGCGAGAGCUUUCUGCAUGGCUCUGUGUCCUCACCUGAAGCUCCUGAAGGAGGACGGCAUGGCCAAGCUCGGGCUCCGCGUCACGCUGGACUCGGAUCAGGUGGGCUACCUGGCGGGCAGUAACGGUCAGCCCUUGCUCCCUCAGUACCUGAGCGAUUUGGACAGCGCCCUGAUCCCAGUCAUCCACAGCGGGGCGUGUCAGCUGACCGAGGGUCCCGUGGUCAUGGAGCUCAUCUUCUACAUCCUGGAGAUCAUCUCCUAGUGGAGGUUCUCCUCCUGAAAUGAACAUCAACCUCAUCUCUCCUCCUCUCUCUCUGUCUCUCUCUCUCUGUCUCUCUUUAUCUCUUUCUCUCUAUCUUUCUUUUUUUCAUUUGCACUUCAAAGGAGCGGCGUUCCAGCAGAUCACCUAUGCACCAUUUUUACACAUGAACCAUCUCCAAACAUCUCCACGGGAGCCACGGGUUCCACCAGUCUCAGAGUUUUGGUGCUUUUUUUCUCUCCACUGUGGAAAUCUCUGGGAAACACUGCUGGGAACAGGAAAGAGAGAGAGAUCUCUGGAGGUCUUUGAUCUUAAUGGAUGGAAGAUGGAGUUCUCGGAGCGUUCGGGUUCUCGGAGGAACCCUGCGAGGAGGCGUGUACAGAAAGUAAAAAAAAAAAAAAAAGAAGAAAGAAAUGUUACGUUACGUUUCUUUUGAUAACUAAUGAAACUGAGAGGAUUUGGGAUUUAAAAUAUCAGGAGCAUCCAAAACUUUAUUUCAACCUGAAUAAGUAUUUAACACUAAAAAUGUUUGUAUAUAAAUUCAGUACAGAAUUAUACAAGAUUUCCAGCUAGCUAAAAUGCUACCUGCUAGCAACUUUUUAAAGGAGCAGUUUGUAAUUUUGUGUUUUUUUUUUUUUUUUUUUUCUUGUUUGGCUUUUGUUUACAUUUUUCUGGCUUGUGUGUUGGCUCCGCCCCCACAUUGGAACACAUCUUGCCCUGGACCCUUUGUUUGCGGUGUGUGUGUGUGUAUGGGCGUGUGUGUGUUGUGGGUUUGGUACAUAAAAGGUUUAAUGAAAACGUCUCAUUUCAAUGAUAUUGUAAUCGCACACCACUUUACAGACAGCAGGGGGCGACAAACUGCACCUUUAACUUAAUGCUAUCAUGUUAAAUUGCUGCUUUUUUUAAAAAUAUUAAACUAUUUAACUUUAUAUAUUUUAGCAGUUGUGACUUAAUAUUUCCGGUGGGCGGAGCUUAAGUUAAACAUAGCGACUCGAUUGGAAGCAAGGUCAUGUGACUUUAUCUUAGGCCCUUCUUUAACCUUUUGUUAAACUUCUGUAAUUGUUUUGUUGUUUCAUCCCGACGUAGCUUUUUGGCUAGCGUUUGGCUACCAGUUUUGGCUACCAGUUUUGAUUACACGACAUACCAGCAUUAGCGUUUAGCAUUUAGCACGUACAGUUAGCAUGUUUCUUUACAAGCCAGCUUGCUGACGUUAUGUAGCUGUUACAUUGUAAAAUGAAAUCCAGUAGCUUGUAGCUGUCAUGUAAGCAAGCUGAUCAAAUAGGCUGCUCAUAGCUUAAGCUCCGCCCCCUAUCGAUGCAGAAUUGCGUGAGAGUCGCAGAAAAACCUUAGCUUUAGCAGGUUUUUGAAAGUCUUGCUCAAUUAAUAAUUGUCUCAAAUCCGUCUCCUUUCAUUGGUUCUUGCACCUAAGCCAAACAGAGAGCUGUGUGCUGGGGGCGGGGUUAAAGUCGCACAAGACUUUAACGAGAGCAGGACGUCCUGCGUGGAGUGACGCAUUUACAGUUAGCUUUAAUCACCGGAUGCUUUAUUUCAACAGUCUGGACUUUGUUUUUGUUGUUUGUUUGUCUGUAACUGAAACUCCUCCCAAGCCGAAGCGAUGUAGCUGAAGCGCCAGAGCGUGAACGGCGAUGCGAGUGGAUGUCUGUUACAGAGACGCUGAUAGAAACAGAAGCAGAAGGGUUUAGCGAAUCGAAGCCCAAACCCUUUACUGCGCCGUUGUUUGCUAAUCAGACAUUCUCUGCGCCCUUAAAUCAUAUAAUGUGCAGCUAUAAUUAGCUCCCUUGCUAACCCAGCUAGUUCUCCAGUGUUGUAUCUGGCUCAUGUCUCAUGCAGAUCAUGACCGUUAGCUCGGCAGUAACGAAACGGGGGGCGCUUUACAACCCGGGACUGAGUGAAUAAAAGUACGAACGCAAACGAGGUGAUCACAUGAUCAGAACGCAGAUUCAGUCGUCUGUCAUCAGAGGAAAAAGACUUUUAAUUUGUAGAGAAAGAGAACUGCACUGGGAUUAAAGCCAUCGUACGGAAGAAAGCGCCCUAAUCAUGUGACCAUCAGAAUAACUUUGACUCAAAGCACGCAUUAAUGCGGAUUACGUCGCUUUGAUCAGCUGCAACACGUUUAGAGAGCGACUGUGGAAAAUGUCUUAACACAAUGGACGUCUUUUUUUUAUUUUUUUUAUUAUUUUCCCUUAGAGAAACGUGACAAGUUUUACAAUGCAGUUGGACUGAAAAGUGAUGAAAGGUGAAAAAAUAAACGGAUUUGGGAAUUCGAGGGGUUUGAGUGGAUCACGAGAAGCCUUAAAGGUCACGGGUGAGAUACAGCCGACCAAUCAGAAUUGAGGAUUCGAAUCCGACGCUGUGUUCAUGUAAAACUGAGACUGAACUGCGCUUCGGGAAAAUUCCCAAAAAGCAAAGCAGUUAUUUAAGAUUGUGCUCACUUUAUCGUCAAGGUUUCAUUUGUUUGUUUGUUUGUUUGUUUGUUUGUUUUACAUGGUCUGGAUUUGUGUGUUUGUUUUUAAAAACCUCCCUGGGUGACCUGAGUUUGCAGCUCUGUUACACAACCAUGUGGUGAUGAGUUUAUUCUUCUUAGAGCGGCGCUUGACAUACAAACUUUGACCGCGUUCGUCUUCUUUCUCUUGAUGCAGCUCAAAGCAACACUGUUACUGUUCAGAUCUUCUUUUUCAUUAAUUAUUUCCUCUAUAAGAAUGUUUAUGCAGUGUGUAUUUUUUUUUUCCUCUUUUUCCUUUGUGUUAAACUGCAUGUGUGACGAUUACAGAAAGUCUGAGACGACGUUAGGCAGUUGACCGACGUACAAACAAGGGAUGAGAAAAUGUUCUGAGAGCAAACGAAGUGAUGUUAAACUCUGACGUGGGUCAAAUAUUUUCAUGUGUAAAAACUGAGAAGCCAAAAAGAAGCUUUGAUCUGAUGUUUUUUUUUUUUUUUUUUUUUGUUAAUAAAAGUGAGACUUUAUGAAAAAGCUGGUAUUAUAUGUCAAAAAAAAGCCGUCUGAACUGCU
Messenger RNA from Clarias gariepinus (North African catfish), 6930 nucleotides. RefSeq names its product zinc finger, FYVE domain containing 9a (gene zfyve9a). Gene Ontology annotation, cellular component: early endosome membrane. Gene Ontology annotation, biological process: endosomal transport. The record is from RefSeq and is a predicted model, not a curated record. Gene Ontology annotation, molecular function: metal ion binding. The coding region runs from base 288 to 3902 and encodes 1204 amino acids. The transcript is spliced from 19 exons. NCBI's taxonomy places the organism in Eukaryota, Metazoa, Chordata, Actinopteri, Siluriformes, Clariidae.